AUUGCAAAAGUUGGCGCCUUGAGCAUCACGCAAAAAGUGAAAAUAGUGAUAAGGAAAUAUUUUUACAUAAUUAAUCACUGAAUAUCAAUUCAUUUCAGUGUUUAGUGAUUCACUUACUGAAUGAGAUUCUUGAGUAAACUCAUCAUCGGAGCAAUUUAUAUCAGCGGAGUCCCUCUAAUUUGUCGGUCACCGGCUAAAUUUAACCUUGCAGCAAUGUCAUCAUCCAGCUCAAAGAACGAACCCGGAACCCAUUCUGUGGCCUUUGUCACGACCCCAAAUGAAGCUCUGGCCAAAAAAUUGGCUCAUUUGCUGCUGAAUCAGAAGUUGGCUGCGUGCAUCAACAUCGUUCCACAAAUCACAUCCAUCUACGAUUGGGAGGGAAAAAUCAAUGAAGAUUCUGAGGUUCUCAUGAUGAUCAAGACCCGCACAAAUCGUGUUGAUGAAAUCUGCAAGGUAAUAAGGGACAAUCACUCCUACAGUGUAGCUGAGGUCAUUUCUUUGCCCAUCGACAAUGGAAAUCCACCGUACAUGGAGUGGCUGUCCAAGUCUGUUCCAGACAAAACAUAAACUGAAUAAUUGGUUGUUGGAUGCUGGACAUAAAACCUCUAAAAUCUCUAUAUUUGCUCUGAGAAAAUCUUCCACCAGGCAGACAUUUUACUGACUUUUAUAUAUAUAUAUUUUCUAGAUUCACCAUGAAUUGAUUGAUAACAAUGAUAACAAUAAAGAUGAUGGGAAUUGC
Messenger RNA from Phlebotomus papatasi, 739 nucleotides. RefSeq names its product protein CutA homolog. The record is from RefSeq and is a predicted model, not a curated record. NCBI's taxonomy places the organism in Eukaryota, Metazoa, Arthropoda, Insecta, Diptera, Psychodidae. Gene Ontology annotation, molecular function: copper ion binding. The transcript has 2 exons. The coding region runs from base 121 to 567 and encodes 148 amino acids. Gene Ontology annotation, biological process: response to metal ion.